Peniophora sp. CBMAI 1063 is the source of this 4380-nucleotide messenger RNA. NCBI's taxonomy places the organism in Eukaryota, Fungi, Basidiomycota, Agaricomycetes, Russulales, Peniophoraceae. The record is from the annotation of a GenBank genome assembly.
AUGGCCCCGAGCACACGCUCUAAGAAAAAGGGAACGUCUGCGACGCCUUUGGCGUCGACGGCGGGACCGCCCGUUUCGGAACCAAUCUUACCUGGGAGUCUUCCGCCCGAAGGGGAAACUCCCGAGAUAGGUCCGAGUGAGUCGCAAGACCCAACCAGCACCGACAAUAACGUCGGUGCGACCAGUUUCCAGUCUACGGACACUGACCGCGCCGAGCAAGCCGCGUUGCUCGAAGAGGUCGAUGCGCGUACUUUUCCCCAAAUGUCACCGAACCCGGUGACGACCAGUAUCUAUUCAAGCGCCACGGACCAGCCGACUGCCGGCAUCCGUGUACCUGAGCAUCGUAAUCAUGCAUCUCCUGUAACUAGUAAGAUCGUUAGUGACCACACUAUGAGAAUGAAUGUCCCGAGCAUCAUAAGUCAUGAAGAAAGCAAGAAGCAGUCUGUCGAGCAGACUGUGCGUAUCCAACUGAUGCAGAAGGCGCUCGCACUCAUGGAGCUAGCGCAAAAGGGCAGCUUUAUUGGGCUACCACAAGGAAACUUUGACUUUGUGAAUUGGGUCGAAGCAGCGGUCGACAGCAACGACCUUACCCGAGUGGUCGAGGUUCCGGAAGCCCCGAAAGCUGUGAAACAGGAACAAGAGACGCCUAGGAUCCCAACGGAGCGUGUCGAACACGCAUAUAAGCAAGGAACCCGGGACGGGCUCGAAAUAGAUGCAGAAGCGCGCGAAGCGAUCUUCGCACCGCGCGGAAACGAUGAAUCAGAGAACGCAUACCAUAAUAGGUUGCAGAUCCAGGCAGAUAUACUGGAUCGAGAAGGCGGAAUCUUCACCACCGGAGCCAGCGCUCUGCGCGCCGAAGUUAAAGGAAAGGCCAAAGCUGGGUCAUCGAAGGACGACGCCAACAUCGGCCACGCCAUCGCUACCCAGUACAACGCGCUGAAGCGUGAUGAAGAUUACGACCGCGAUACGCGGGAUGAGUACGUCACACCGUACAAGCGCGAGCCGGGAAUCGUGAUUAAUGAACCCCGCGCUCCUAGCAAGCCAGCUCGGGCGCAUGAGGACCAUACGCCGACGCGUGUCCAAGAGGGCAGGCCGGUCACAUCCGGCCUGGGUGCUUCGAGUACCCCUCAGAGGGGUACCAACCGUAGAUAUAGGGAGGAUGAAUUCAACGAGUAUUACGCUAAACGUAAUAGGAAUAGACCUGUAGAUGCAGAUGUGUUCAGUAAAGUAGAUAACAAUGCAUUGCCGGACUUACCUGUCCCUGAACGCAAGGUCGUGUUCCCAUCUCCUCGGAUCGAAAGCCCAACACGGGUACCCGAGCCUGAAUUCAACUAUCCUGUUGACGAGCGUUCGAUGUUCCGCAUCAGCCACCCUCCGAACGCUACAAAUCACACGUCCGACGAUGAGUUCAACGACGUCGAAGCCGGGUAUAACCGGUUUACUGAGAUGCACCUAUCAAACAUCGUGCGUCUCGUGCAUCGGUGGGUCGGCGUACCAAAUGAUACGCCACCGGCCAAAGGAGUCAAGCUAACGCUCAACGCUAAGUAUAGCGGGGAGGACGAUCCGGAGGUGUUCUACACUUACCUAAAGGAUCUCCUCACGUAUUUCUUCUUUGGGCGUAUAUCUGGGCCAGACCAUGGACCCGACCAAGUCCUGAUCACCGGCCAGACGCUUCACGGACCUGCGCGCUCGUGGUAUGAGUACGAGGUACUGAAGGACGAGUGGUUCCGCUGGACACUCACUAAGAUGAUGUGCGAACUGUUUCAGCACUUCAUCAGUCCUGCACACGUACACACACCACAAGCAAACUACGCACGGGUACGAUACUCCAGCGAGACGGGAGUAUCCCAGUUCGCGUCCACGCUCCAGCAUUACGCGCGCUUACUACCCGAGUACCCGUCCAAGUACGAGCUGAACGCGAAGUUCCUACGCGGCAUACCCGCGACCAUCACUCGGCAUCUUCUGAGGGAACUGAAGCUGUCAGCCGAGCUGACACGCUUCAAUGUGAUGAAGAAUGAAGCCAUCCUGUACGAGGCGUCGAGCAAGUACGCCGACAACUUGUACAAGGAACUCACUUCGGAAUCAAACCCUCCUAGCCGAAGCAAGGCAUCCGCUGCAACAGCCGCGCCCUCGGCGACGAAAUUGUUGACCGAAGACGGAGAGCAGCCUACCACACCGAGCAGUGGGCGCUUCGUUAAAAGGGUAAUCACCCAAUACGCUAAGAACAGAAACCCGUCAAGGGAGCAGCGUACAACGGCCAACUCUGCGCCGCUCGGCGGCAGUCGCCCGACUAACGCACCACGGGGAGACGUUAGCAUGAAGCGGUGCUUCAGGUGUCGUCAGAUUGGUCACAUCAUCCAGGACUGCCCAAUCAAAGCCGGUGACCAGCGCCUGAUGGCCAACAUCGCCCUGGAGGAGCAGGAUGCCGAGAAUGCUGAGGCAACCGAGGAAGGAGAAGGCGGCGCUGACGAGCAGCCCCCGCCUGAUAGUGACGAAGAGUCCCUCAUCGAGGAGAUUGUUGAGUACUAUGACGCUGUACCUAACUCUCAGUACGACUCUGAUGAGCAGAACGAGCGCCAUAGCGAGUACAACUCCGACGAAGGAUUCACCCACCGCAUGCAUAGCAUGUACGUCGUGGAGGACCUUACCCCGAUGGAUUGCACGGAUGACGAGGAAGAGGAUCUUCACCCGUCAUACGAGCCAGGCUUUUGGGCUCUUCCGCGUGUAGGCCAACGACCAAACCUGUCUAGAUUAUCGCCCGAAAUGGCUGCAGUUGAAUUAGAAACAUACCAUAGAAGGCGCCAUGCGCUACAAACCACGCGUGAGCAUAACCGCAUCGUACACCGUUACGCCGCCGACCUGAAGAGCGCGCACGGUAAGAUCGGAUCCCUGAAAGAUCAGUUACGACGCGCACUAUGGGAAGUUGACAGUCUAAAGACGGUGAACGCCGAGUCCUCGCGAAAGAUCGAAGCAAUAGACGGGACCUUGUGGGAUACGCAAGAAGCCCUGGCUUCCGCAGAGUUCAAGCACAGCCUGAUGAUACUAUCCAGGGACGAAACGGUCCUAGAAACGUUUGGAUCAGAUGCACUGCGCAUCGCAUACGACCUAGACGUUGAGAUGUACCGCUGGGCCACGGAUGUGACACCAGAAACGGUCACAGACGUGCUCGGCCACCAGUGGUCGCGCGACGAACCUCUACCUGGAGGAUUACGCCGCUACAGUACCAGCCCGCGGACUGUUCUUCCCGAGUACGAAACCUCUGACGAUGAAGAGGACGCAGCGGACUCGGGGAAUGAAUCGGACGAAUCGUCGAGCGGCGACGAAUCCGAUGAUGAGAAUGAUGAUAAGGCGCCGGCACCUUCAAUACCAAACAGGUGCCGCCUGGGAGUUACCAUCGAAGAAGUACCUGAAGAAGAUGAGUGCGAUGACGCGUCCGAGUAUGAGAACGACGCACCUAGGGCAGAAGUCGAUACCACCGAAGACCCCGGAUACGACAGCCUGCCCGACCUCGAGCCGGUGUCUGACACCAGUGAAGACGAGUUCUCCGACGUAUCAUCCGAAUACGAAUCAGAUAGCGUCGAGAACACCAUCGAGUACUGCUUCGCACGUAACGUACCAGCACCUCCCAGCCCGAGCCAAAACCGCACGCGGCCGAAAGACGCCAAGUCCAUUCAACGGCCACGACCCAGUCCGAAUGCAAUGAUGUGCAUGACCACAUACGGUGAGGUCAAUGGCGUGCAGGCUCUGAUACUCUUCGAUUCCGGCAGUACCUGUGACUCGAUCACACCAUCAUUAGCGGCCGCCGCAAAGGUUAAGACAGUAGCGCUCGACCCACCAUUCACACUACAGCUCGGCUGCAUUGGGAGCCGUAGCAAGGUGAACUGGGGAGCAACCCACUCGCUCACCCUAGGGUACCAGACCUUCCCGUCGGUCUACAGCGAUAUUGUUAACACAGCGGGAUAUGAUAUGAUCCUCGGGACGCCGUUCAUGCACGAUCAUAAGGUAGUGCUCGACUUCAAGCGUGGCGUGAUCGAGAUCGACGGGCAGGACUUGAAAGCGCUCACGCGCGCCGAAGCCGAGGAAUUAAAGACACCUAUCCCAACGCCGACGGCCGCUGAGACAGGCGAGAACAUCUUGCCCGAAGUCAUGCUCCUGCAGACGCCGCCGAGUGACAAGAAGCUCAUCGAUGACAUUUGGAGCGAACGAGUAACGAUGCAGCAUCCUGAAUUCAAAAGGAAGACGCCUCAGCGCGAGCAAGAGGGUGAACCAAAGUCCGGCAGACGUACCUUCAGCCGCACUACCACGAGUCGUGCCCUCGCCUUUAAGACCAAUACGCUUGAAGGUCGGAAUGAUGAGGUUGGCCCUUCAACGUCGGGUUGA